AGGGGGACCAAAGUAAAAUUAUCCAAAGCAGAGCAGAGAGCAUCAGAGCUAUAUCUUCUCUAACUCCACCCGUUACCAGACCCAAUCGGUAUAGCUUCUUCAUCCACCCCACUCUUUGCCAUCGUCUAGUUUCGCUAGAAAUGGCGCCUUCGUCUUCUUUAAUGGUCGAUAAAUCCGACAAGUCGUCGCCGGAAAACCGAAAAUGCGCACUGGCCAAUAGGCUGAAUCAUCCGCCAUUGCUGCUGUUCGCAAAACCCCCAAUCUUCAAACUCAACCCCCAAAUGGCAGCCGGAGCGGCAGCGCGCUUUGUUGGUGACUUGCACCGGUCAAUCGUGUCCUCCGCCGCCGCCGACGGAUUUCUCAGGUUUUUACGCUCGUUUGCUUCGUCCCAGUUUCGGCUUCACCUCACCAACCUCCUUUCUUUGCCUUCCAAUUUCCACAAUUUCUUCUACCAGAUCCAUCAGAAAAACUACAGGAAUCUGAACUCUAUGUCCAGCCACAAUUUUGCUGCCAUUUUACCUGGCGACUCAGUGGCAGGGGUUGUGGCUGCCAAUGGGCUUCUUAACUUCUUGAACAUCUACAACACACUGUUGGUUGUGAGGCUUGUUUUAACCUGGUUCCCCAACACUCCUCCUGCCAUUGUUAGUCCCCUGAGCACUUUGUGCGACCCGUACUUGAACAUAUUCCGCGGCAUUAUCCCACCACUUGGAGGGACUUUGGAUCUCUCUCCUAUACUGGCAUUCCUCGUUCUAAAUGUCUUCACAAGCACUGCUGCUGCACUGCCUGCCGAGCUUCCACAGACAGGAACAAGCCAAGAAUUUCCAUCAUCUUGUACGACUUCUAAUGUUAGUAUGUCACAGCAGAAAUGGAUGAAACGGCUUCAUGGAAGCAGGGGAAAGAGCUCAAGCAGCUGUGCUUAGGCCAUUCCCGUUUGUUCUUUGUCAAAUUACUUAUUUUUGGUUCUUAUACGCUCCCAAUUCCACUAGCCUCUGUUGCGUACAAUCUUUGAUGACUCAAAGUCUCUUAAUAGCUGGAAGAUUGACUUCCAACCUCCCAAACUACAGGAAUUCUUUCAUUUGUAGUGAUCUUGUAUUUGUUUCUUGCAAAUCAUUUGUGUUGGCUAUUUUCCUUUGUUGCUGGAGUCGCGUGUAACAGUAGUUACUAGGCGUGCACAACUUUUUAAGUUUAUGGCAUUAAACCUAUAUACUCUUUAAUUUGUAUGGUAUCUAUAUUGUGUCGUAAACCUACGGCCCUAAAUAUUAUUAAAGCAUGAGAUGUAUUUAGGUGA
Molecule: messenger RNA, 1288 nt
Organism: Diospyros lotus (date-plum)
Lineage: Eukaryota; Viridiplantae; Streptophyta; Magnoliopsida; Ericales; Ebenaceae
Product: ylmG homolog protein 2, chloroplastic
Exons: 3
Coding region: 141-920 (259 amino acids)
Biological process (GO): chloroplast fission
Cellular component (GO): membrane
Source: RefSeq, a predicted model, not a curated record